This is a messenger RNA of Menidia menidia (Atlantic silverside), 516 nucleotides long. The record is from the annotation of a GenBank genome assembly. NCBI's taxonomy places the organism in Eukaryota, Metazoa, Chordata, Actinopteri, Atheriniformes, Atherinopsidae.
AUGGACCGACAUUCACACCAUCUGACAGCCGAGUCGCGUCUUCUUGUCCAGGCCUCGGCGGAGAGGCGCCACCGCGGGAAUCAGGACGAAGAGACGGUCACGAGCCACUGGCCCUCGCGCGAGGACUUCACCGUCCGCGCGGGGAAGGAGCGGAUCGAGGCUUAUAUCCAAACGUGGGAGAUCCCGUCCUCCUGGCUUCAUAGUUUGGAUUUCCUCCACUCAACGGAGGACGAGAACAGCACCAUCUACCACUACCGAGCCCGCUUCAGCACCCCGACGCCCAGCAAGCCCAUCCAGGGGACGGCCAGCGUCUACUUCGCCGUUGAAGCCCCCCAAAACAAGCCCAAAGAGACGCCGGUUGAAGUCCACUUCAUAGUGGAGUCGAACAGGCUCGUCCACACGCCCGGGCAGUGCAGGUUCAGAGAGAGGUGGCUGGCGGAUGUUAUUGAGAGCAAAGCUUUGCUUGGCAGGGCCUUCGAGGCAGCUGGAUUCAAACAUGUUGCUACUGAAAGAUGA